This is a messenger RNA of Salvia splendens (bonfire salvia), 955 nucleotides long. Its product is annotated as bet1-like SNARE 1-2. The transcript has 6 exons. The record is from RefSeq and is a predicted model, not a curated record. Bases 176 to 577 code for a protein of 133 amino acids. Lineage: Eukaryota; Viridiplantae; Streptophyta; Magnoliopsida; Lamiales; Lamiaceae.
UUUUUUGGCAAACGCUUGAAAAAAUACUACUCGUAUUCUAGAAGGUGCAGCUGAAUGUAAAGCAGAGGAUUUUCGAUUUCACUGCUAAAACUUUCUGUAGAUCUGCAGAAUCCUCUAAAUUUCUUCAUUCGUCGCUUUCACGCAUCCUGGUUUGCUGUUAUUCUAUUCCGUUAUCAUGAGUUACAGGAGGGAUCACCGAGGCUCGAGGUCUGCCCUUUUUGAUAACAUGGACACCCUUGAAGCGGGUGGACUCAGGGCCUCUUCAUCAUAUUCAAGUGGCUUGGAUGAUCACAACAAUGAGCAAACUAUGGAUAGUUUGCAUGAUAGAGUCAGCUUUUUAAAACGUUUGACGGGGGACAUACAUGAGGAGGUGGAGACUCACAACCGUAUGCUAGAUAGAAUGGGCAAUGCGAUGGAUGCAUCAAGAGGAAUUAUGUCAGGAACAAUGGAUCGUUUCAAAAUGGUGUUUGAAAAGAAAUCAAAUAAGAGAAUCUGCAAACUUGCAGGAUAUUUUGUGAUUUCUUUCUUUGUGCUGUAUUAUGGGAUUAGGAUUCUCUUGUAUUACCUGUAUGGUUAACAUAGGAUUGAAAUGUGGUACGCAUGCUCUCGUGCAUUCUUUUCGUGAUGAAACUCCAGAUGAGGAAUAUGCAAUCUCUAUUUGCAUAAUUGCUGAAGCUAGGAAGUCAUGCCUUGGGACAGGUAUUUGGAAAUUCUGACCUCGUAGCUCCAUCCAUUAAACGGCAUGUCACCAUACCAUUUCAGAACCUAGCUUUUUUUGGUACACCACCAUCUAGCUAUAUUCCAGUCACUGGAUCGGGUAAAUAUAUUCACGUUUCAUGUUCGUUCUCGUUUUCCAAAACUAGUGUUGUUGCUAUUUCCUGUUUAUAGUUGUGUAAAUCACAAAUUCAUCCUUAAAACGAUUGAGUUUCCGGUCACUCAUAUACCGAUUGAUAAA